Lathyrus sativus (Indian pea) is the source of this 204-nucleotide messenger RNA. NCBI's taxonomy places the organism in Eukaryota, Viridiplantae, Streptophyta, Magnoliopsida, Fabales, Fabaceae. The record is from the annotation of a GenBank genome assembly.
AUGGCUGAAGAAGAGCAUAUUGAUGCACCUGCAUCAAUAACCGAGCCUGUUGGAUAUCCAGGAGGACCGUGCGAUACCUCUCUUUUAGUUAAGUACGAACACCAUAUUGCUAGACAUAUAUGGUUCGGUGAGGAGAGAGGUUCGAAGAAAGAGUUAAAGUUAGCAGAACAUGGGUUGAAGUUGAUUCAAAGGGUUCCACUAUAG